Molecule: messenger RNA, 2066 nt
Organism: Morone saxatilis (striped sea-bass)
Lineage: Eukaryota; Metazoa; Chordata; Actinopteri; Moronidae
Gene: ppp3cb
Product: protein phosphatase 3, catalytic subunit, beta isozyme
Exons: 14
Coding region: 65-1600 (511 amino acids)
Biological process (GO): calcineurin-NFAT signaling cascade
Cellular component (GO): cytoplasm; calcineurin complex; cytosol
Molecular function (GO): calmodulin binding; calmodulin-dependent protein phosphatase activity
Source: RefSeq, a predicted model, not a curated record
AAAAGCAGGGAGGGAGAGAGGGAGAUGAGCAUCUUGUUCCAAUGAAACAUCAAGCAGUGUGACGAUGACAGCGAAAGGCAGACAUAAAGCGGUCCCCUUCCCCCUGGCCCACCGGCUUACCAUGAAGGAGGUGUUUGACGCCGAAGGCCGGCCGCGGGUGGACCUGCUCAAAGCUCACCUCACCAAGGAGGGCCGGCUGGAGGAGGCCGUGGCCCUGCGCAUCAUCGAUGAGGGCGCCGCCAUCCUGCGCCAGGAGCGCACCAUGUUGGAUAUAGAGGCGCCAGUCACGGUGUGUGGAGAUAUUCACGGCCAGUUCUUCGACCUGAUGAAGUUGUUUGAAGUGGGAGGUUCUCCUGCCAACACGCGCUACCUCUUCCUGGGGGACUAUGUGGACAGGGGCUACUUCAGUAUCGAGUGUGUGUUGUACCUGUGGUCACUGAAAAUCCUCUACCCAAAGACGCUCUUUCUUCUACGGGGAAACCAUGAAUGUAGACAUCUGACAGAAUAUUUCACCUUCAAACAAGAAUGUAAGAUCAAGUACUCGGAGCAGGUGUAUGACUCCUGCAUGGAAGCGUUUGAUUGCCUGCCCCUGGCAGCUCUGAUGAACCAGCAGUUCCUAUGUGUGCAUGGGGGGCUUUCACCAGAGAUCCACACGCUGGACGACAUCAAGAAGUUGGACCGGUUCAAGGAGCCCCCGGCGUUUGGGCCCAUGUGCGACCUGCUGUGGGCCGACCCCCUGGAAGACUUUGGCAACGAGAAGACCCAGGAAUACUUUGGUCACAACACAGUGAGAGGCUGCUCCUAUUUCUACAGUUACCCAGCAGUGUGCGAGUUCCUACAGACCAACAACCUGCUGUCAAUCAUCAGAGCGCAUGAAGCACAGGAUGCUGGGUAUCGUAUGUACAGGAAGAGUCAGACUACAGGUUUCCCCUCCCUCAUCACCAUCUUCUCUGCUCCAAACUACCUGGAUGUCUACAACAACAAAGCGGCGGUGCUGAAGUACGAGAACAAUGUGAUGAACAUCCGUCAGUUCAACUGCUCUCCUCACCCCUACUGGCUGCCCAACUUCAUGGACGUCUUCACCUGGUCGCUGCCUUUCGUGGGAGAAAAGGUUACUGAAAUGCUGGUCAACGUCCUGAGUAUCUGCUCUGAUGACGAACUCAUGAACGACGGAGAGGAGAUCUACGAUGCCAGUGCAGCAGCAGCCAGGAAAGAGGUGAUCAAAAACAAGAUUCGAGCCAUUGGGAAGAUGGCUAAAAUGUUCUCUGUUCUACGGGAGGAGAGUGAGAACGUGUUGACCCUGAAGGGGCUGACCCCUACAGGCAUGCUGCCCAGCGGAGUGUUGUCUGGGGGCAAACAGACCCUGCAGAGCGCUACCAUUGAGGCCAUAGAAGCCAUCGAGACAGUUAAGGACGCUGAAGCCAUCCGAGGCUUCUCCCCGCAGCAUCGGAUCAGCAGUUUCGAGGAGGCCAAAGGUCUGGACCGGAUCAACGAGAGGAUGCCUCCGCGACGUGACGCCGUCAACAGUGUGGGGCUGUCGAUGGGCCGCAUGAACAUGGGAGAGCCCAAUGGGACCGACAGCAACAGCAAUAUACAGUGAUGGACAUACACUCCCACAUGCCCAGACACAUACCUGCAGUUACAACUCUGAUAUGGUACCAUAUUUAUAGAAUCGUGUACAUAGGCAUAUAUAUACACAAGAAAAAUGCAUCACAUACACAGACACAGUAUUUCAUACACUGAAUAGGCUACAUCACACACACACACACAUGCAAAUCACACACACACACACAUGAUUACCUACCCCUCUCCCGUUGCCCUCUGCUGUAUGUAAAGGCAUGAGCGUACCUGGACUUAACCACCAAAGGCUGAGUCUCUUCACUGAACUGAUCGGUCCUAUUUAGAGAACUACAACUCCCAUGUACCUGCACAACAACAGGAAAGAAACUAUAAAAACACUCCCCAUGCAAAACAGGAGGAGCUGCUGUUCACCGUGUAUGUUGGGGAUCACCAGUGGGUUGACAGUGUCAGCAUGACGUGGCUGUGUCGAUGGUGUGUGUUGUGUU